CCAUAACCAAACCGUUACAUAACGUCGCACGACAUAUAUUGUGUCGUACAUUCAUCCGGUGAACCGGAAAUUUGUCCUCUGGGCUUUGCCGUAGUCAGGAAGUAGCGACUGCGUGCUAAUUUGUUUUUUCGUUUUUUCAAUUGUAGAAAAUGUUUGCCUGAAAAUGGCUGAUGAGGUGUCUGCUGACAGUGUCACCCUGAAUCUCCUGUUAAAUGCCAGGGAGACAGUAAGAAGCAGCCCCCUGGGGGUCAUCAACACCCCCAUGAUACCCUGGAGCCAGACCACCUUGCCUCCCAACAACGCUCGCAACAUCCACAUCAAAUUGGAGAACAUGCAAAGAACUGGGUCCUUCAAAAUUAGAGGGGUGGCCAAUCAGUUUGCCAGGAGACCAAACGGUGGUCAUUUUGUCACCAUGUCUGCUGGAAAUUAUGGGAAGGCGUUUGCGUAUGCGUCAAAACACUAUGGGUCGAAAGGGAAAGUAGUGAUGCCUGAAACUGCACCAGUGUCCAGAUCCGUUCUUAUCCAGAGUUACGGGGUAGAUGUGGAGCGAGUUCCCACUUCCUGCCUGAUGAAUGUGGUGAAGCGUUGUGUUCAAGAGGACAACAUGACCUUCCUGCACUCCUAUGAUGACCUUGAUCUGAUAGCAGGCCAUGCCAGUCUGGGUCUGGAGGUCCUGGAGGUGGUGCCUGAGCCUGAUGUGAUGGUUGUGUGCUGCGGAGGUGGUGGACUGCUGGCCGGGGUGGCAGCUGCAGUUAAACUAUCAGGCUGCAAGAAGACCAGAAUCUAUGGUGUGGAACCAGAAGGAGCCUGCACCAUGUUUAAGAGCUUCAUAGAGAAGAGGCCGGUGGACAUGGACACACACAGUAUUGCAUCAGGACUUGCACCGCCAUUCGCAGGCACGCUGCCCUACGAGUUGUGCCAGCGUUACGUGGAAGGAAUUGUCCUGGUGAGCGAUGAUGACAUCAAGGCGGCCGUGUCCACGCUCUACAAGGCGGGCCUGGUGGUGGAGCCAUCAGGGUCCGCUGCUUAUGCCGCCAUCGCUUCCAACAAGAUACCUAAACUUGAGGGGAAGGACGUUGUCUGUAUUCUAAGCGGUGGGAACCUCGGCAAAGACGAGCUCGGAAACUUCCCAGACUGACAGAUGAGUCCAUAGGAUACCUCAGUAAUGGAGGCGGAACAGUAAAAUUAAAUAAAACUUUUCUUUUUAA
Molecule: messenger RNA, 1208 nt
Organism: Doryrhamphus excisus (bluestripe pipefish)
Lineage: Eukaryota; Metazoa; Chordata; Actinopteri; Syngnathiformes; Syngnathidae
Product: L-threonine dehydratase catabolic TdcB
Biological process (GO): L-threonine catabolic process; L-serine catabolic process
Molecular function (GO): threonine deaminase activity; L-serine ammonia-lyase activity
Source: RefSeq, a predicted model, not a curated record